Molecule: messenger RNA, 1971 nt
Organism: Boleophthalmus pectinirostris (great blue-spotted mudskipper)
Lineage: Eukaryota; Metazoa; Chordata; Actinopteri; Gobiiformes; Gobiidae
Gene: ublcp1
Product: ubiquitin-like domain containing CTD phosphatase 1
Exons: 11
Coding region: 214-1170 (318 amino acids)
Biological process (GO): protein dephosphorylation
Cellular component (GO): nucleus
Molecular function (GO): protein serine/threonine phosphatase activity; protein binding
Source: RefSeq, a predicted model, not a curated record
GUUUUCGGGACGCCAGGAAGAAACAACUGAGUGCAUCCCGAUGAAUGGAAGUGACCAGAAAACUUCUGCUGUUUAAUCUAUAAUCCUCAUAAACUACAUAUUUUGCUCGUUGCAGCACCGUAGGCAACUGUAGACGAUAUAGUAUUACCGUGGAAGCAGAGAGCCUUCAGUCUGUCUCCAGCUGUGUUUAUGUCGUAAAGAUCCCUUGUAGUCAUGUCAGUAUCAGUGAUAAUAAAAUGGGGAGGGCAAGAGUACUCCAUCAGCUCUCUGUCUGAGGAGGACACUGUCAUGGACCUGAAACAAUCUAUCAAAUCUCUGACAGGAGUGUUGCCCGAAAGACAAAAACUACUGGGACUAAAGGUCAAAGGUAAACCAGCUGAAGAUGAGGUGAAGUUGGGCUCUCUUAAACUGAAGCCAAACACAAAGAUUAUGAUGAUGGGCACCAGAGAGGAAAGCUUGGAGGACGUCCUUGCUCCUCCUCCUGAAAACGAUGAUGUGGUUAAUGAUUUUGACAUUGAAGAGGAAGUGAUUGAAGUGGAGAACAGAGAGGAGAACCUGGCAAAAAUAGCACGUAGAGUAAAAGACUAUAAAGUGGAGGAGAUUAACCCACCCAGAGAAGGAAAGAAGCUACUAGUGCUUGAUGUGGACUACACUUUGUUUGACCACAAGUCAUGCGCAGAAACAGGUCAGGAGCUUAUGAGGCCAUACCUCCAUGAGUUUUUAACAUCUGCCUACGAGGACUAUGACAUUGUGAUCUGGUCCGCAACAAGUAUGAAGUGGAUUGAAGCCAAAAUGAAAGAGCUGGGAGUGACAGACAACCCAAACUACAAGAUCACCUUCAUGUUGGACAGUGCUGCCAUGAUCACAGUACACACGCCCAAGAGGGGAGUGGUGGAGGUCAAACCGUUAGGCGUCAUAUGGGGGAAGUAUGAGGAGUUUUACCAUAGGAAGAACACUAUUAUGUUUGAUGACAUUGGACGCAACUUUCUCAUGAAUCCUCAAAAUGGACUAAAGAUCCGACCUUUCAUGAAGGCCCAUCUGAAUCGAGAGAAGGACAGAGAACUGUACAAACUAGCUCAGUAUCUCAAAGAAAUUGCCAAGCUUGAGGACUUCACUGGACUGAACCACAAACACUGGGAGAGAUACCUCUCAAAGAGGCAACACCACUGAAAGUGAGACUUCUAUCCGAAAAGCUGCUUCUCAAAACAAACUUGACGAGUCCUCUUUUCAAACUACUCCUUUGAUUUCUCCAGCUCAGGACUCCACGGGCUUCCCUCCCAGUAUACUUUUGCAUGUGCUUUCUCCUUGAAAGGUCAAAACCUACCAGAACCACAAAUGACAUACAUGAACAAAGUGAGUUUUAAUGUACCUUAAUAAACAGUAUUUUCUAUGCUUGUCAAACUAGUUACCUAAAAAUAAUGCAAAUUUUCAUAUCUACAAAAUGCAACUUAUAGCAAUUCAAUUUUUAUUUCAUUUUUCUGCUAAUGCAGCACAUUCAAUUUUAGAAAAAUAAUUGUAAGAUGCUUUCUUUGGCUUUUUAUUAAUACUUGUUUAUUCAUCCCAAAUCUUGGGGGACUCUUCUGCUGCUAUGACUCUGUUAAUUCAAAGCUCAAAUGCCAAAUGGUUCCCUUAUUUUUGGAAAAAAACAAACAAACAAAAAACAUUUAAUAAAUUUGGCAUUGAAGGAAAAUGUAAAAAAAAAAAAAAAAAAAAAAAAAAUGAAAGCAAGUUUCUGCUUUGUUUGAAAUAUUUCUGCACUUACACAUGAAGACUGGCACUAAUUUUAGGUUAUGGAUUGUAAGCUAAGUGUUAUGUAUAGUACAUAUUUUGGGAUUUCAUUUAUUUUUCAUACAUUGUUUACAGGGCUCUGAGCAUAGGGAUGUUCAUUUGAUGUAAAAAAAAUGUGUGUUUGUGUUAGCCUAACUACAUCUUCUACAUGUAAAUAUGACAAGUAAACCAUUUUUGUAGCAA